Didymodactylos carnosus is the source of this 561-nucleotide messenger RNA. NCBI's taxonomy places the organism in Eukaryota, Metazoa, Rotifera, Eurotatoria, Philodinida, Philodinidae. The record is from the annotation of a GenBank genome assembly.
AUGGGAAGUGCGGCAGUCCCGAGUUUUGUAACAAGGGAAACAGACGAUUGCAAGAAUGCAAAAGGUCCUGAUGGAAAAAAGCUACGAUAUGGUAUUGGCUUUAUCACUUUCCUGACUGCACAAAAUCCAUUAGGAUUUAAUAUUUCACUUAAUGCCCGUCCAUUAGCAAUGUCGUUUUCAUUUGGGAAUGCAUCGGCAAUGGCGAAAAGAGCACGAGCAGCUGGUAUAAAAGUAUUUUCACAAGUGCAAAGGGUGGAAGAUGCUGUGGCAGCUCUAGAAUACAGUGACGCUAUAAUCUGUCAAGGACAAGAAGCUGGUGGUCAUGGUGAAAUUGGUCUAUCCACAUCUACUAUAUUUAAACAGGUGCAGAAGAAACUGAAACAACUCAAGAGCAAUAUUCCACUCCUUGCAGCUGGUGGGUUCGGUGAUGAACAUGGAGUGGUCAAAGCAUUAAAAUGGGGAGCAAGUGGUGUUGUUAUGGGCACGAGAUUUUUAGCUACACCUGAAGUAUAUUAUACCGACGCAGCUAAAUACAGGAUCAUUGCAGCACAGUAUGCAUAA